Molecule: messenger RNA, 4838 nt
Organism: Prorocentrum cordatum
Lineage: Eukaryota; Dinophyceae; Prorocentrales; Prorocentraceae
Source: the annotation of a GenBank genome assembly
AGGAGGGCGCCGCGGCUGGCAGCGCUCGCUGCUGCAGCGAGCAGGGCGGCCAGGACGCCCGGGACCCAGGGGCGCGCGGCGAGGUCGCGGGCGGCGGCGUCCCCAGCCUGGAGGCGCUGCUGCACGACCUGGACCGGGCCGACGCCCCCGGGGCCAUGGACGACGCGGCCGCUCCGCCCCCCGCCGCCGCGCCGGCGGGCCCGCUGGAGCGGCUGAGCGACGACGAGCUCCUGGCCCAGUGCUGGAGCAGGGGGCUGGCGGCGGGCCCCGACACGCCGCGGGAGGCGGCCCUGCGGCUGCUGCGGGAGGCGCUGGCGUGGGAGGAGCUGCCGCCAGAGGCGCUGCGGGAGGCCGCCGCCAGGGCGGCGCCCAGUGCCGCAACGGGCGGCGACCGCGACGCGCUGCUGCGGGCGCUGGCGGACGCGACCUGGGAGGCCGCCGGCGUGCCCAGGCGCCGCUUCUCGAGCGAGGCGCUGGCCUGCCGGGUGCUGGAGAGGGUGCGGGCGCUGCAGGCCAUGGGCGCGACGCAGCUGCUGGCCGAGGGCAGGGCCUUGGGCGUCGCAUCGCAGCCCAGCAUGAGCCCGGAGGCCCUGCGCAGCCGCCUGGGCGCCGCUCUCGUGUGGAGCCACCUGCCGGGCGAGGAGCUCCUCCGGGAGUGCGAGCAGCGCGGGGUCGUCCUGCCCAGCUCGGUGGCCCUGGGGGCGCACGGAGCCCCCGAAGCUCUGUUCAUUGCCGGCAGCUGGUCGGACUGGAGAGUUGCGAAGCUCAAGCGGGAGGGCGGCCCUGGCCACGAGCGCUUCGAGCACCUGGUGCCCAUUGGCCCCGAGGGCCAGGAGAGCUUCCAGCUCCUCCUCGAGGGGGACUGGGACUGCACAGUCUACCCCAGCCAGCCUGGCGCGCACCCCGGCAUGAGCUACGAGAUCCUGGGCCCCGACCGCUGCGGCCACGGGCGGAACUGGACCAUCGGCAGGCACGCCGCAGAUGGCGCGAGGCACGGCGACCAGUUCCUGGUCGGCGUCUCCUUCGAGGGCGACCCCCGCGAGAUGCGCGUGUCGUGGGCCGCGGCGUCCCGCGCCGCGGGGCGCGGCAGGAGCUCCGCGAGCCGGUUCAGCUACUCGGGCCAGCCGCAGGCCCCCCAGCGCUCCGGGCGGCAGCUCAUCGUCCUCAGGCUGCUGGCCCAGAGGGACCUCGUGGCCGGCUGGGAGGCCCGGGGGGUGCCCGUGGACCGCUUCCGCGGGAAUCUGUCCGCCGCCAGGGCGCUGGCCGAGCAGUACAAGCUCGUCGACCAAACGAGCACGGAGGACCUGAGCAGGUGGUACUACAGCAACGAGGGCUUACCGAGGGAGAGGUGCAUCACGAGGGGCGAGCUCCUGGGGCUCGCGCGGCGCAUGGCCCUGUGGGAGCUGCUGCCGCUGGAGGAGCUCCGGAGGGAGCGGGCCGCUCGCGAGGAGGGGCCCGAGGGCGCGGGGCCUGGCGCCUGCGGCCCAGAGGCCUGCCCGGACGACGGCGACGAGCGCGGCGCGCUGGUGGACGCGCUCUUCCUGCACGAGCGGCGCGCCGCCUGGGAGGCCCGCGGCUUCCCCGCGAGGCGCUUGGGCAGCACCCAGGCCACGGUGCAGCUGGUGGCCGAGUGCGAGCGGUUUGGCGAGAUGGACGACGCCGCGCUGCACGAGGCCCUCCGGGACGCCGGUCUGCCCAGGGGGGCCGAGCUGGAGCGCGCGCGGCUGCUGGGCGCGCUGCGGGCGCUGGUGUGCUGGCAGCUGCUGCCGCUGCCAGAGCUGGAGCGCGACUGCCUGGAGAGGGGCCUGCCGGUGCCGGACGCCUGCAGUGAUUGCGAGAAGGAGAGGAGGGCGGCGCUGGUGUCGCUGCUGCGGACGGACCUGCUCCGGUCAUCCUACGAGGCCUCCGGGAUCCCCGUGGCGCGCCUCGGCGUCGGCAGGGCCAGCGUCGUGGUCGGGCAGCUGGCCAGCUUCGGGGACAUGAGCCUGGAGCAGCUCCGGGCCGCCGUGGAGGGCGAGAGGCAGUUCCAGGCGCCCCGCAUGUCGCGCGAGGAGCUGGAGGGGCGCUUGCGGAAGCUCCUCGUCUGGGCGGCGCUGCCCACCCCGGAGCUCUGGGCCGAGUGCGGCGCCGUGGGGAUCCCGCUGGCCGGCUUCGAGCGGGGGGACCCGGAGGCGGGCCUGAGGGCGCAGCUGCUGGACCGCCUGGAGCUGCGGGAGCGCGCGGCCUGGGCCGCCGCGGCCGCCUCGGCGGAUCUGCGCUUGGUGCUCCGCCUCGCGCUCCUGGACCCAGACCUCGAGCGCCUUGCCCCCGAACAGCUCCAAGCUGUCGACGCGGGCCAACGCGGCGCUGGGGGCGGCGCCGACGUCGAGGGAAACUUGCUCGUCCGCCACUCACGCCUCCAGAGGGGCAUCUGCAACGCGGGGCCCUGCCAGAAGAACACGAGGAACUCCACCAGCAUGCCGAGCAGCAUCGUGAUGUUGGCAGCCGUCAGGCGUGGCACCUGCGCCACGGUGCACUGGACGACCACCACCACCAUGGACGUCGUGGUCGUCGGAGGCUCCAGCAUGGACCUCAGCAGGAGGUGCGGGCGUAACGAGACGGGGAAGAGCCAGACCUCCAGCGCCUCCACAACCACGAACAUCGUCAGGAACCCCUUCAGCGUGACGAGCGGCGACGAGAGGCGCGGCGCGAACCAUCCCAGCACCAGCGCCGCGGUGUUCAGGUACGUCCAGCACAUGAGCGACCCGCUCGUCUCGGAGCGCGUCUGCAGGGUCCGCGCGCGGCGCACGCCGGCGGGGUCGGCGCUCCUGCCCGGGGCCGCGCGGGAGUGGCCGGCGCUGGAGGCCGCGCUCUACGUGCUGUCGGGGGGGGCCUUCGACCCGCGGCGGGAGGUGAGGGAACGAAGCCCCGUGGCGGCGCUCUUCUCGGUGACGUGCCCCACCAGCGAGAGGCGGGCGCACUUCCACCCCCUGCUGUACGAGACGUUCCGGACGCAGGACUACGAGCCGAAAGAGCUGGUGGUGGUGGACACGGGGCUGAGGCCUUCCGAGUUCUUCGUGAAGUGCGCGCGGGAUGACCCACGCGUGGUGUACAGGUUCUUCCCCGUGGACGACGCCCGCGAGGGCUGCAGGCCCCGGGGCGGGAGGGCGGCGUGGACGCUGGGCCUCAAGCGCAACAUCGCCUGCUGCCUCUCCCCCGAGGAAGCGUUGGCCGAGGCCGCUGCCGCUCUUUUGGACGUGCCCGCCCAUGUCCUGGCGGCGCAGGGCACGAGGGACGCCGCCUUCUCGCGCGUGAUGCAGUUCGUCGCCAUUGCUGCAGAGCUACCAAUGAGCGUUGCCUUGAAGAGGGGAACGGUCAUCAUAGACGAGGUGAGGGAGAUGCUCGAUGCCGGCGGUGCGCCCGCCGGGGCCGCCGAAGACGCCGAGGCCCGGCGGCUGGCCCCUGCGGCGGCCAAGCUGGCCGAGUGGUACUUGCUGGACUCCCGGAAGGCUGCGAGAGAGGCGACGCAGCAGCCUGCGUCGGCGCCUCGACGUGCAUCGCAGUCUCCAGCACCGUGGAGUGAUCAGUAUAAGCAGAUGCAGAAGCAGAUGGAGUUUCUUUCAGCUGAGCUCAAGAGAGUCAAGGCUGAGAAGGGUGUCGCGGCCAAGGGUGACGGAGGUGACACGAUGGCCAAGGACCCCGACGGUAACGAGACGGACUAUGCCAAGAGAGCUGCGCUUCAGAAGCGCAUUGAUGUACUCGACCAGUUCAUCAAGCAGACGAAGGAGCUGGACGAGGACGAUCCUGACUUGCCAGCGGCAAAGAAAAGAUUGGAUCAGCUUCGUGAAGAGCACAGAGCCAUGCGCCCGCCAGUGUCGGCACACAAGGCUGCCUUCCAGAAGCUCGAACGCUGCAAGUCCCAGAAGACGAAGAUGGAGUAUGAGAUAUCGGAACUUUCGGCAAGGUUGUCAUCACUUCAGAAUGAGUUGGAUGGCAAAAAAGCUGCACUUGAGGCUAAGUCGAAGGAAGUCGAUCUACUCGAAGUGGAAGUUGAAAUGUCGGCGGCUAAGCUGCGCAAGCAGCGUAGUCCCAGAGGAGCUGAAGCUGCAGGAGUCCCCGAGGAUUUCAUCAAGCAGCUGGGCUCCAACCUCAUCCGCGCUGAGGACGCCGAGCUUGAGAAGUUGUUCAAGGACCUCAGCGUACACCCGAAGUUCGAGAAGUUCCAGCAGAUCAUUUUCGAGAGCGUUGCCCCCGCAGGGACGGUCGACGACCCCAUGGAGGGCAGGAGAUUUCCUCUUGGGCUGCCAGACGUGGCUGGAGCGUUAUCAUUGAACCAGGACAUGAGACCAAGGGCCAUCUUCCCUCUGCGGGAGUGGCUGUUUUCGCACGUGCUGAAGUUGGUCUUCGACGUCCUCAAAUUGAUGGUCAGACUGUCUCUGGAGUUCUGGUCGCCCACAGGGCGCUACAUGUGGUGGUUGAUGUGCCAGGAAGUCAAGUGUCCUGGCUCGUAUGCGCGCUGCAUCAAGCCGAAGUGGGUCGAUGUGACUUACAAUGGCAGUGAUGCGGAAGGCAUGCUGGAGAAGCGGCUGACUGAGUCAUUACAGAGACAGUUGGAGCUCGACUUGGCUGCCAAGAGAGGGCUUCCAGCUGGCAUGCGAUCAAGUUAUGAUAUUCUUCGGCCGUUCGUGAGAGAGAAGUAUUCGAAGUACACCUCAUACCAGAAGUUCCUGGUGCAGGAUUUGAACCCUGAGGAGAUGGUGGAGUCUGCAUGUCCAGAGGCGCAGGGAGACGACCAGUGUCUCCGCGCGGCCCAACCCAGCCUCUUCGUAUCAGUACGAAUCACGUCGUUAGUCACGUGA